Messenger RNA from Drosophila albomicans, 1686 nucleotides. RefSeq lists its product as uncharacterized. NCBI's taxonomy places the organism in Eukaryota, Metazoa, Arthropoda, Insecta, Diptera, Drosophilidae. The transcript is spliced from 4 exons. The coding region runs from base 1 to 1686 and encodes 561 amino acids. The record is from RefSeq and is a predicted model, not a curated record.
AUGUCAACCAAUUGGACGUGUUUGAUAAUCUUAAGCUCCCUUCUACUGCUGCUUUCAAUCUCAUCAUCCACAGCGGAUGUGGCUCAUUUCUUUGCUGCACCUGCGGACUUUGGAAGCUACAAUCAGCUUGAUCCCGCCUCCUUUCAGUUGCCGCUAUCGCAAUCGAUUUUAUAUGGACGACCUGUGGUUAGCAAUCCCGUUACACCUGCGCCGGUUGCGUCACCAACAACUGAGUUCAGUCUGCCGGAGAUUGUGGAGAACCGCAACGUUAAGGGGUUGAGUCAACGAAGCAACAAUUUCAUACCUCUAAGUCAACAUUAUUUGCCUCCUGCCCUAGACGAGCGACCCAACUAUGAAGCUCCCAAGCCAAGCGAUGAGGUUGCUGGCUAUUAUUAUCCGCAGCCCAGCACAAGUACUACGACAAGAAAUCCGACGACAGCAAGUACCCAACGUCCUAUAAUUGUUCAGGAUCCCAACGAAGUGAAUGAGGUUGAGCAACCGGGUUUUCUAGGCUAUGACUACAAUGCGCCUCCUCAGAAUCCUUCGAAACCGUCGCCUGUCUAUCUUCCAUCAGUUGCGAGCAAUCCUGAACAGCAGCAGUUGCGACUUCGCGUGAAAGACAUGCGUUGCCUGCAGUCACGAUAUUUCCGAGCCAUACUUAAGCUGGACAAUUUCCUGGGAGCUACGCCAGUGUUGGACAAUGACAGCGAGAAUGAAAAGGAUCGACAUUGCGAGUUGAAGAUGACUCGCAGUUUUCUUCUGUUGGAUAUUUCUGCUACUGACUUUGAUCACUGUGGAGUUCAUGCUUGUGGUCAGGAUUUGUGUUUGCGAAUUCGUUUCCCAGCCAUUCGAGGAUUGCGCACAGCCAGUGAUUCUAUUUUAACACUGCACUGCAAAGUACAAGAGCGAGUUGCAUCCAAAGUUCAAGCCCUCAAAAUGGGAGUUGCUAAUGACGUACAGUCACGAAACAGUGGCACCUACGCCCGAGGAGGUAACCAAAAUGCUUUUCGCACACAUGUUGAACUCUUGAGGCGCGGCACCAACGGCUAUACUCGACACCUGGAGACCAAUGGAGCCGUACAACUGGGCGAAGAUCUUCUACUGCGGGCGCAUGUUCUCUCAGGCGAUGGUUGGAAUUACACUAAGCUCAGUGAUGUGCAGCUUCAACGACUCUCUCCAGCUGGGGAGGUUUUAAACAGUGCUCAGCUAAUCACUUCUAGCGGAUGCCUUAACCCAGCCAUGCAAAGCAUCUGUGCUCAUGAGCCCAACUUUGAGCCACCUCUCGGUCAGCGUUUACACUUCAGGGCCAUCAUGUUUCCGGGCAUGUUAAGCGGAGAUCUGCUGGUGAUGUCAAUGCGUAUUACGGGUUGUCUGGAGCACGAAGAUUGUCAGGUGACGGUCCAAGAUUGUCAGCCAGGUCUACCCCAGCGACGACGUCGGAAUGCUGGUCCUAAUAGAAUACUCGGAAAUGCAACAGAGGCAUCCGAGAUGUCGCGGGUUCAAUUUAGAGUGAUCAUGCCAAACAUGGAACAGGACUUACAGCUUGACACCGAUUCGGAGGGUCUACUGCAAAAUGAGAAUGUAGCUGCACUGUCGAAGAGCUUAGCAUUGUUUGGCAGUUUGGGAAUGGUUGUGCUGCUGCUGGGAGUAGCUAUAAUCGCAGCUUACAAGCUCCGAAAUAAGUAA